Molecule: messenger RNA, 408 nt
Organism: Symbiodinium sp. CCMP2592
Lineage: Eukaryota; Dinophyceae; Suessiales; Symbiodiniaceae
Source: the annotation of a GenBank genome assembly
AUGCACCAGAGGGCCUCGCCGAGAGACGACAGGUUAGCGUUCACGCUCGUGAAAGAUGAUGAGAAGCUGGUCAAGGAGGAUGAUGAUGGGGAUUCUGCAGCAGAAGAUGAACCUCUCGGCCAUAACAUCUAUGCCCUGCUCAUCGCAGAGGUGACGAAGGCCUGGGAGAAAGUGUUCCAGAAGAACGCGCAGACAUCCGAUUGUUUCGUCACCGCUUUCCGCCUCUUCCACUCGCUGUUCCUUGUGUUUGCAGUGAUCGGCAUGCAGGUCUUUCUUCUACACUCUGUGUCCUCCAAGCUCUGCGUGCCGGCAGUGAGGCAAGUGCGUCGGGUCUACGACGAGUUUCAAGUCGCGAUAUACGGCGAGGCUUGCAUCAAGAUUCGAUUGCUGACGCUCCGGUUCGUGUAG